Messenger RNA from Fusarium musae, 684 nucleotides. RefSeq lists its product as uncharacterized. The record is from RefSeq and is a predicted model, not a curated record. The transcript is spliced from 5 exons. Gene Ontology annotation, biological process: transmembrane transport. The coding region runs from base 1 to 684 and encodes 227 amino acids. Gene Ontology annotation, molecular function: myo-inositol:proton symporter activity. NCBI's taxonomy places the organism in Eukaryota, Fungi, Ascomycota, Sordariomycetes, Hypocreales, Nectriaceae. Gene Ontology annotation, cellular component: membrane.
AUGUUCAGUGGGGCAUACGACAACCUCAAGGCAACUCUAGCAUACAGCGUCGGCUUUGGUGGUGUAAACUUUCUGUUCGGACUCCUUGCAAUGAGAUCGAUCGACACGUUGGGCCGCAGGCGAUGGCUGCUCUUCACACUACCGUUAAUGAGUCUGUUUCUCAUGGCAGCAGCUAUUGCGUAUAACGACAAUUUCUCAAAGGGUAUAGAGGCUCGAAAUGUCGUGGGAACCGUCUUCGUAUACUGCUUCGUGGCGGCAUAUGCACCUGGCUUAGGUCCCCUAUCGUUCAAUCCUAACCCGGACCAGGGAGCUUCAGUAGCUAUCACCAUAAACCUUUUCUUUGCGGGUCUCCUAUCUAUCCUCUUACCUGAGAUCUAUCAUGCUUUCCACGCACGAGGAACACUGGGGGUUUUCUCCGUCCUCAACGUCAUCGCAUUCAUCCUUGUUCUUUUCUUGAUUGAAGAAACCAGCAGUCGGAGUCUGGAGGACCUUGAAAGGGUCUAUGAGCGUCCAAAGAUCCAACUGGCCACGUGGGUAUGGGAUCAACAAGUUCCUUACUUUGUGAAGAAGUGGAUCCUUUGGAAAAGGGAUGUUGAUGAGCCUGUGCCUUAUGAUAGCUACGGGGAAGAGGGCCACGGUGCUGAAUCGGAAACAGAACUGGAGAGCUUGGGAGAAGCGCGAUAA